Messenger RNA from Microsporum canis CBS 113480, 2043 nucleotides. RefSeq names its product ATP-dependent RNA helicase DED1. The transcript has 3 exons. The record is from RefSeq and is a predicted model, not a curated record. Gene Ontology annotation, cellular component: nucleus. NCBI's taxonomy places the organism in Eukaryota, Fungi, Ascomycota, Eurotiomycetes, Onygenales, Arthrodermataceae. Bases 1 to 2043 code for a protein of 680 amino acids. Gene Ontology annotation, molecular function: RNA helicase activity; ATP binding; RNA binding.
AUGGCUGAUAAUCUUAAGAUUGGAAAUUUGUCCCUCAACGACUCCCAGCACGCUCCCAACGCUACAGGACGCUCUGCAUACAUUCCUCCACACCUCCGUGGCCAGGCUCGCCAAGCUGCCGCUGCCGAGUCUACUUCUGGUUCUACUUCGGCUGAGGGCGUUGAUGGACAUGCUCCCGGGCAGAAUGGCCGCCCUGCUGGCAUGAAUGCCAGCGCCUGGGCUCCCGGAGGUCCGAAUAACGCUCCUGGUUGGAGUUCUGGCGACUAUGCUCCUCGUGGCGGUCCGGCCGUGAAUGGUAAUUCUGGCUGGGGUCAACCCGCCGGUUCCCGUCGUACUUUCGAUCCACAUGCUUACGGUCACCCAGGUCACCAAGGCCAACAGGGCGGAAACUACGGUGGUGCUGCCAGAGGCUCUGGUGAUGGCCAAUGGCGUGACGGUAAACACAUCCCUGGCCCCUCGAACGCUCGUCUCGAACGUGAACUCUUCGGUGUCCCCAACGAUCCCAGCAAGCAGCACACCGGUAUCAACUUCGCCAACUACGAUGAUAUCCCUGUCGAGGCAUCCGGCCAAAACGUCCCCGAGCCCGUUAGCACCUUUACGAACCCUCCUUUGGACGACCAUUUGAUAUCCAACAUCAAGCUGGCAUCCUAUAAGGUUCCGACCCCUGUGCAGAAAUAUUCCAUCCCGAUUGUCAUGGGAGGUCGUGACUUGAUGGCUUGUGCCCAGACCGGUUCUGGAAAGACUGGUGGUUUCUUGUUCCCCAUCCUCUCACAGGCCUUCCAGAACGGCCCCUCGCCAGCUCCCACCCAACAGGGCGGCCAGUUCAGCUAUGGCCGUCAGCGCAAGGCCUAUCCUACUUCCCUCAUUCUUGCUCCAACUCGUGAGCUAGUUUCUCAGAUCUACGAUGAGGCUAGGAAAUUUGCAUACCGCUCCUGGGUCCGUCCAUGUGUUGUCUAUGGGGGCGCGGACAUCGGCUCCCAGCUCCGCCAGAUUGAACGUGGCUGCGAUCUCCUCGUUGCUACUCCCGGUCGUCUUGUCGACCUUAUCGAGCGUGGCCGCAUCUCUCUCUGUAAUAUCAAGUACCUUGUUCUUGACGAGGCUGAUCGUAUGCUUGACAUGGGUUUUGAGCCUCAAAUCCGCCGCAUUGUUGAAGGUGAAGACAUGCCUCCGGUAGCUGGCCGUCAAACCCUCAUGUUUUCAGCUACUUUCCCUCGCGACAUCCAGAUGCUCGCGCGUGAUUUCUUGAAGGACUACGUAUUCCUUUCCGUUGGUCGUGUUGGUUCUACCUCUGAGAACAUCACCCAGAAGGUCGAAUAUGUCGAAGACGCUGACAAACGCUCCGUCCUGCUCGAUAUCCUGCACACCCAUGGUGCUGGACUCACUCUCAUUUUCGUUGAGACCAAGCGUAUGGCUGACUCUCUUUCCGAGUUUUUAAUCAAUCAGCACUUCCCCGCCACCGCUAUUCACGGUGACCGCACUCAGCGUGAACGUGAGCGUGCCCUCGAAUACUUCCGCAACGGUCGCUGCCCAAUCCUUGUUGCUACUGCUGUUGCUGCCCGUGGUCUCGAUAUCCCUAACGUCACCCACGUCGUCAACUACGAUCUACCCACUGACAUUGAUGACUACGUUCACCGUAUUGGUCGUACCGGUCGUGCUGGAAACACUGGUAUCUCUACCGCCUUUUUCAACCGUGGAAACCGUGGCGUUGUCCGUGACCUCAUCGAAUUGCUCAAGGAGGCACACCAGGAAGUUCCAUCUUUCUUGGAGAACAUUGCCCGCGAGGGCUCUGGAUACGGUGGUCGUGGAGGUCGUGGCCGUGGCCGUGGCUCUGCUGGUGCUAACCGUGACAUGCGUCGCAUGGGUGGUGGAAUGGGCGGUCCACCUUCCUACGGUGGUGGUGGCGGCGGCGGCGGCGGCGGUAACUACACUGCCCCCCCAAGCUACGGUGGUGGCAACUAUGGCGGUGCUCCAUACGGUGGUGGUUACGGAGGUGGUGGCUACGGUAACCCAUCGGGCCCUACUGGCCCAUCGUCCUGGUGGUAA